AGGGGAAACCGGCCUUAUAGAACUUCAUACAAAACUAGAAAGGUGAAAGUUUACACUGCGCUGCAACAAGUCAGGUGUGUGUCUAGAUUGGUUCUGCUGAGAGGUGACAAUGCGUACAACAUUGAUGGGUUUCUAUCUGCUGCUCCUGCUUCUUCUGCCCUACACUUCUCACAGUCAGAGACAGAACUACAAUGCAGUAACAGAUGAGAAUGUGGAGGAGCACGAUAAGAUGUUUGUCGAUGUCCUGAGUCGCUUCGGAAUUGAGAGCGCUCAACUCUCACCAAAACAGCGCCUUGAGCCACGGGGAGUGCGCACCAUGCGUCCAAUUUCAUCAAGUCCUAAACGAGCGAUGCAGGGUUCGCGCUUUGCCCUUUCCCUUGAUGUGCCUACAACAAUUUUAAGUGUCUUGAUAGACAUGGCCAAAGAGCAUGACAUGCGGGCCAAGGCUGCAGCCAAUGCUGAACUCAUGGCACGCAUUGGUAAAAGGAAAUAA
Clarias gariepinus (North African catfish) is the source of this 493-nucleotide messenger RNA. Its product is annotated as urocortin-3-like. The transcript is spliced from 2 exons. NCBI's taxonomy places the organism in Eukaryota, Metazoa, Chordata, Actinopteri, Siluriformes, Clariidae. Bases 110 to 493 code for a protein of 127 amino acids. Gene Ontology annotation, cellular component: extracellular region. The record is from RefSeq and is a predicted model, not a curated record. Gene Ontology annotation, biological process: adenylate cyclase-activating G protein-coupled receptor signaling pathway; digestion; cellular response to nutrient levels. Gene Ontology annotation, molecular function: hormone activity; corticotropin-releasing hormone receptor 2 binding.